Mugil cephalus (flathead mullet) is the source of this 4301-nucleotide messenger RNA. It is a transcript of the gene ganabb, whose product is annotated as glucosidase II alpha subunit b. The coding region runs from base 36 to 2894 and encodes 952 amino acids. The record is from RefSeq and is a predicted model, not a curated record. Lineage: Eukaryota; Metazoa; Chordata; Actinopteri; Mugiliformes; Mugilidae. Gene Ontology annotation, molecular function: carbohydrate binding; glucan 1,3-alpha-glucosidase activity. Gene Ontology annotation, cellular component: glucosidase II complex. Gene Ontology annotation, biological process: carbohydrate metabolic process; N-glycan processing. The transcript is spliced from 25 exons.
UGAAAGAGGCGGAGUCUAGCGGAAGCAGAAUCAAGAUGGCCGCCUUCACUGAAAGGAUGGCGCCUGUCUUGGUGCUCUGGCUGGCUGUGUGCCUGAGCGGUACCUGGGCCGUGGACCGGGGAAACUUCAAGACCUGUGACCAGAGUGCCUUUUGCAAGCGCCAGCGAGCAUUGAAGCCCGGUGAGUCUCCUUAUCGAGCCCUGCUGGAGACCAUGGAGCUGACCAACACCAGACUCACCCUGCAGCUCAUCAAUGACAACAACAAGGUGCGUCUGCUCCUCGAGCUCUACCGCCUCCAGGGGAACAUAACUAGGGUGAAGAUUAACGAGCUGAAGCCGCUGAAGCCUCGUUAUGAGGUCCCAGACGUCCUCGUCAGGGAGCCGCCUACUGAGCCCCUGUCUCUCUUGUCUCAGGACGAGAACGGGGUGGUGCUGUCCCUGGGGCCCGAGUCUCAGAGGGUCAUCGUUAGCGCGCGGCCCUUCCGCCUGGACAUCAUGGAGGGACGUGACGUGCUGAUGUCGCUGAACUCUCGCGGCCUGCUGGCCUUCGAGCACCUGAGGAUGCGCAAGGACACUUUCUCCUAUAAAGUAACUAGCACAGUGGCUAGCGUGUGGGAUAAUAUCAAGAGUGUAUUCUCUAGCAGUCAGGCAGAUCCAGAGGCUGAGAAGAAAGAGGAGGCUGAUCCCUCAAACCAGGCCGAGGCAACAAAAGAAGAGGAAGAGAAAGUGGAAGACGGGAUGUGGGAAGAAACUUUUAAAUCGCACACUGACAGCAAACCUAACGGUCCAUCUGCUAUUAGUUUAGAUUUUUCACUGCCGGGGGUUGAGCAUGUCUACGGUAUCCCAGAGCACGCAGAUACCCUCAGACUUAAAACAACAGAUAACGGAGAUCCGUAUCGGCUCUAUAACCUGGACGUGUUCCAGUACGAGCUGUAUAACCCUAUGGCCUUGUACGGGGCCGUCCCUGUCAUGUUAGCCCACAAUGCUCAGCGGACUACAGGCAUCUUCUGGCUCAAUGCUGCAGAGACCUGGGUGGAUAUCAGCUCCAACACAGCUGGAAAGACUGUGUUUGGUAAAAUGCUGGAUUAUGUUCAGGGCUCCAGUGAGACACCACAGACAGAUGUGCGUUGGAUCUCUGAAAGCGGCAUCAUCGACGUCUUCAUCAUGCUUGGACCGACUCCCAAAGACGUCUUCUCCCAGUACGCCUCCCUCACAGGCACCCAGUCCUUCCCUCCGUUGGCGUCCAUCGGCUACCACCAGUGCCGCUGGAACUACAACGACCAGGAAGACGUCCAGUCGGUGGAUGCCGGCUUCGACGAGCACGACAUCCCCUAUGACUACAUCUGGCUCGACAUCGAGCACACGGACGGGAAGCGCUACUUCACCUGGGAUCCGCAUAAGUUUGCGACGCCAAAGGAGAUGCUGCAGGGACUUUUGAACAAGAAGCGCAAGAUGGUGGCCAUCGUGGACCCUCACAUCAAAGUUGACAGCAACUACAAGAUCCAUAACGAAAUCCGCUCUCGGGGUUUUUAUAUCAAGAAUAAAGAUGGUGGAGAUUACGAGGGCUGGUGCUGGCCCGGCAGUGCCGGCUACCCUGACUUCACCCGUGCAGACAUGAGGGCCUGGUGGGCCAGCAUGUUCGCCUAUGACCAGUAUGAGGGCGCCAUGGAGAACCUGUAUACGUGGAACGAUAUGAACGAACCGUCUGUCUUCAAUGGGCCUGAGGUCACCAUGCACAAGGACGCAGUGCACGGAGAGUGGGAGCACCGGGACGUGCACAACCUCUAUGGCUUCUACGUGCAAAUGGCCACAGCGGACGGUCUGGUCCAGAGGUCAGGAGGAGUUGAGCGACCAUUUGUCCUGACUAGAGCCUUCUUCGCUGGGUCUCAGCGCUACGGUGCCGUGUGGACCGGUGAUAACGCGGCCGAGUGGGACCAUCUGAAGAUCUCUAUCCCCAUGUGUCUGAGUCUGGGUCUGGUUGGAAUCUCCUUCUGUGGUGCUGAUGUCGGUGGCUUCUUCAAGUCUCCCAGCUCUGAGCUGCUGGUGCGUUGGUACCAGACGGGGGCUUACCAGCCGUUCUUCAGGGCCCACGCCCACCUGGACACGCCCCGCCGUGAACCCUGGCUGUUCGGCCCAGAAAACACGGCGCUGAUCCGUGAAGUUGUGCGCCAGCGCUACACGCUGCUGCCUUACUGGUACCAACUCUUCUAUGAGGCACACAGCACUGGACAGCCCAUCAUGAGACCUCUGUGGGUGGAGUAUCCUCAGGAUCCAGCUACUUUCGCCCUGGAUGAUGAGUUCUUGAUCGGGCGAGAUCUGCUGGUUCAUCCCGUUACUGAGGAGGGAGCUCGGGGAGUGACGGCCUACCUGCCCGGUAAAGAUGAGGUCUGGUUUGAUGUCCACAACUUCCAGAAGCACAACGGGGCCCAGAACCUUUACAUCCCUGUCACCAUGAGCUCUAUCCCUGUUUUCCAACGCGGUGGCUCCAUCAUUCCCAGGAAGCUCAGAGUUCGUAGGUCCUCCUCCUGCAUGGAGCACGACCCCUACACUCUUUAUGUGGCUCUGAAUCCCCAGAGAACCGCAGAGGGGAAGCUUUACAUAGACGACGGCCACACCUUCAACUAUGAAAAGAAGGAGUUCAUCCACAGGAGGCUGUCCUUUGCCAACAAUGUGCUCUCUUCUGUGAACCUCGCCCCCGACGCCCAGUUUACUACAAGCUCCUGGAUCGAACGCAUCAUCAUACUGGGAGCCAGUAAACCCAGCAAGGUUACCCUUAAGACUGCUGAUGGACAAGUGAGCCAGAUAGAGUUCGAUUUUGACGCCUCUAUGUCUGUUUUGACGCUGCGCAAGCCCGGCAUGAACGCAGGGGCAGACUGGAACGUGAUGCUUCAGUAACCAUGGAGACUGUGGAGGAGGAGGAGGAGGAGGAGGAGGAGGGGGAGGUGGAGCAGGGGUAGAAAAUUACUGAACUGGGCCGAACAGGGGGAGAGAGAGGGGGAGGAAGGAGCAGACACAAGGCACUAAUACCCAAAACUAACUAAAGCAUGACGACAGGAGGGCCAUCAUGGAGAAUAAAAGACAAAAAACACAUCAACUACCCAGUUUUCAAACACACACACACACACACACACACACACACACACAACCCCAUGAAUACCUGUUAGUCGACCUGAGCCAUUUAACUUCUCUGCCAUUUCCCUCAUGUGUUCAGUCACACUGUAAUACCUAACAAAAAGAGUUCAGGGUUACUGCUAGAUAGGAAUUAUUUUUGUUGCAUUUUACAGAUAACAACUGAGCGGAUUAAAUCAUGCCAUUGUUAUGACUUUUUUUUUUCUUUAAUUGUGCACUCGGAGGUCCAUCCAGUCUGCCCGUGAAGAAAGAUCACAAUUAAUAGUAAUUGUUUGCCAUUUAAAAUGAAGGUUCACAUUCAAAGCAUAUGAUCCACCAGCUGUUGAUCCCCUCUGUCUGUUUACGACUCUUCAAUAAUUCAUUCCAUCCAUCUCUUAAGCCAAGCACUUAAAUCAGCUAAGAGCUCGACCUCCUUUACUCGUGCCACAUUUCAUAUCUGGGGUGAUCUCGCCAUAAAUCGUCCAUUGUUUCUUGAUACAUUUUUUUUUUUUUUUCCCCCAAUGCCACAAAUCUUCUUCUCAUGACAAUUUCAUUCUUAUCUGUCCUGUCCUUGAAUUUGUGUGCAUGGAGAUGAAUCAUAAUCAUCAAACUGGAAGGGAUCAGGUCGUUCGCCUGCUGUACAAGGAGGGGGAUUUUCAGCUGUUGUUUUGAACAAAGUUGGCGAUGAGAAACAUUUCAGGGGGCUGAACCAAUGGUGGUUUGUGGAUCAUCCUGUUGAUGUGCUUUCUUUGUUUUAUCAAGUUAUUUUCCCAACAUUGUUUACUAGAUUAUUUUUAAUGCACUUGAGGAAGAGUCAAAAAUUGUAUAGAUUAUCAUGUGUUCCUAGGUAUUGGGACAGUCCAGGAUUUCCACUGUGUUGUUUGGAUCUUAAGGUGAGGUUUCCACUGAGCACUCAAAGACACCGAAUGAUAUUCUGGAGACUGGUUCAUGUCCUGUCUAGUCAAGUCAUUUGACCUUUUUUUUUUAAAGGGUUUUGUUUUGUGAGUUUGUCUCCUUGAUUGAUUUUAUGAUCAUAAGUGUACAUGUUGCUGCAUUUUGUUGGUGAUGGCUUGAACUGGUGGAAAUGGAAGUGAAGGACUGGACUUCAGCUGUCAAUCAAAGUUGUCAGAUGUACUCAAAAAGAUGAGACCAAGUGAAAAUAAAGUUGACCAAAUGUUAAAAAAAAACAAAAAA